GGAAUCUCUGCCCCAUCUGUGAUCUUUAAAAGCUCAAGCAAUGUGAUAUGAAGUGUUUGUAAGAAGAAAACAUCAACACAAAUUCAAAAAAAUUUAAAAAUAGUAAUGGAACAAAAUGAAGAUGACACUGUUAUGAAUGAAAGUUUGAACGACGAAGCGUCGAGCAACAACGUAGAUGAGACAAAAGACCAAAUCAAUGUUCGAUCGCGCGUCGAGCAAGUCAAGUCGAAAUUCGUUGGAAUCGUAAAUGAAAUACGCAAAAGUUCACCCCCGCUUGUUGUUAGACGAUGGGUUGAUGCUGCCUCAAGUACUGAAGCAACAAAUGCUAAUGUCGAAACCGUAAAAGAUACUGUUGAAGAGUCUGAAGAGACUUUUACUCAUGACGAUCCCAAAAAUCACGUAGAAGAAAUCGAUGAAGAGCCUUCGUCCAAUAGAACGAGAAUCGCAAGCAGUUUCACGUCAAUAUUGACAAAACUAAACCUAAAAGCCUUUGAAAAAGUUGUCGAAUCGGAAGUUGAACCUUCUGUUUCUCAAGGGAGCAAUAUUAAAAAUACUUUUAGCGAUUUUUACGAAAAAUUCAACAACAAUCGUGAUCGUUAUCAGUCAAUUAAAGCACGCAAAAUGGAUAUCAAAAGGAUGUUGAGCAGAACAAAGAUGAGUGAAGAGAUAACAAUAGAUCCAAUAGUUGUUAAAGAUGAGGAAAUUCAAGCUGAUGAGGUAAAAGACAUAUCCGAAAAAACUUCAGAAAAUGAAAAAUUCAUUUUAACAUCUGAGGAUACAAAUAUCGAUUGGAGUCUCAAACCUCCAUCUGAUCCAUCGCAUCGCCCUCAUCGUACAAACAUGAGAAAAUUGGGUCGUUGUGCAAGUGAAAAUCAACCAGUUAGUCGAAAAGGAGCUCUUUCACACGUUGGGCGAAGCUUUAGUGUUGCUGAGCCCGAAAAUGAUGAAAUUGUCGAAAGUUCGAGCAAUAUCUUCGUCACAAUACACGAAGGAGAUCAUGUUAGUUGCCCAUCUUUACAAGCAAGUGCUCAAAGUCUUAAUGCGUUUUCAAAUGCGAGUAGUUUGAACUUGUUGCCAAUAAGUCCUGCACACACAACAAGUGAAAAUGGAUUGUCGCCAAGAAAGAGGCUACAGCACGAAGGCUCUUUUCAAUCUGAUUCAAGUUAUUGUUCGAGUGUUGAUAGUUUAUUAGAUGCUCGUAAGCCUGAUCCAGAAGCAAUUUUACGCGCAUGUGGUUUUGGACCUCCUCGUCAAGAAGAUGUUAUCUCAAAAAUACCAAAAAGAUUUUUGAAACCUUCACAAGUUCGAGGCAUAGAUACCAUCGAGUUUCUCAAACGUCAAAGAUAUGCAAAUCAAAUACACGAUUCUACUGCAUUUGGAUAUCGAGGAUUAGUUGAUUACGAAAAGUUGCAAAUAUUACAAAGAUUUGAACGUCGUCCAAAAUCAGGACCAAAGUAAUCCAGACAUUCAACCAACACUGAUAGUAUUAAAGAUCAGAGAACAAUUAGUGAACUACUACUGAUCGCAUAUCAAUCAAAAAUCAUCUUUAAGGCCUAAUGUUUUUUAGAGAACCUUUUCUAACAGUUUAAAAUGAAACAAACAUCCAAUCAAACUAAAUUUAAGACUUCUUAAUGUCGAUUACUUAAUAAAAUUUUUGGAAUCCUUUAUAAAAUGUUACUGAAAUGUAUUUAUUAUAGCGAAUUACUGUCGUA
Culicoides brevitarsis is the source of this 1712-nucleotide messenger RNA. RefSeq lists its product as uncharacterized. The record is from RefSeq and is a predicted model, not a curated record. The transcript is spliced from 7 exons. The coding region runs from base 106 to 1458 and encodes 450 amino acids. Lineage: Eukaryota; Metazoa; Arthropoda; Insecta; Diptera; Ceratopogonidae. Gene Ontology annotation, molecular function: signaling receptor binding.